This is a messenger RNA of Parascedosporium putredinis, 690 nucleotides long. The record is from the annotation of a GenBank genome assembly. NCBI's taxonomy places the organism in Eukaryota, Fungi, Ascomycota, Sordariomycetes, Microascales, Microascaceae.
AUGUCGACAGCAACACCCGAGAGGAGACGCGCCCUCGCCCCGCUCGACGCGAACAAGCAGUCACCCACGCCCGCCCGACUAAAGCUCGGCAGCAACACCCCCAUCUCAAGAAGCCCGCCGCUCGAGGUCUAUGGUGGCGACGAGAACGCCGUUGUCAAGAAGACGUGUGUAGAGAUGGAGGUGGGCAAUUCCCAGAGGGCGACCAGCGAGGAUGCUAUGGCCGGUGAUCUCCUAGCGCGACUUAGGCUCGCCAACUACAAGGUCCGGACAGGCCAAGCCCAUGUUCCCUUUACACAACUCGAGGCGCGGUCGGCGGCCGUGCGCAAGCCCGCCCCCGUGCCUACCCUUCGAGUGCAGCAGCCCUCCUCCCCCAUGUCCGUUUGCCAAGCCGACGGCGCCGGAUCCGCUGAGCGCGCUCUGAACGCGACGAGACAACAAUCCGCCGGGCCAACAUCGCCAGCACCCGCUACUCGGGAAAAGGUCCAAUUCGGCAGCGCGGACAGCACAUCCACGACCGCGAAAACCACAGCCAAGGAAGAACUCACGCUUCCCCCUUUACUCUCCACAGCGUCUGGCCUCCUCACUCCACGUCGAGGGUCCCUCGGCAAUGAGGAAAAGCUCACAAGCAGCGUCCUCAGGGGCGGUGCCGUGAAUGGGCUCCUCCGCUUAGCUCACGGCGGCGAGUCCUAG